Molecule: messenger RNA, 219 nt
Organism: Ilex paraguariensis (yerba mate)
Lineage: Eukaryota; Viridiplantae; Streptophyta; Magnoliopsida; Aquifoliales; Aquifoliaceae
Source: the annotation of a GenBank genome assembly
AUGUCCCCUUGUUUUNCCCAAGAUAACCUGAGUAAAGCAACUGAUGUUGUUUUGCCAAAGAGUAAAGGGGCAGAUUAUACUUACCUAAUUUCUGAGGCCAAGGCUCAGUCCCAAACACAGUCUUUGGACGGCUUUGCCUCCUUCGAUGAUUCUAUUAGUGGGAGUGGGUUCUUUACUUUCUAUCAAAGGGCAGAGCCUAUUAUCAUGGAAUGCAGAUGA